Molecule: messenger RNA, 7156 nt
Organism: Echinops telfairi (small Madagascar hedgehog)
Lineage: Eukaryota; Metazoa; Chordata; Mammalia; Afrosoricida; Tenrecidae
Gene: ATP2B2
Product: ATPase plasma membrane Ca2+ transporting 2
Exons: 25
Coding region: 640-4377 (1245 amino acids)
Biological process (GO): regulation of cytosolic calcium ion concentration; calcium ion transmembrane transport
Cellular component (GO): postsynaptic density membrane; intracellular membrane-bounded organelle
Molecular function (GO): ATP binding; P-type calcium transporter activity; ATP hydrolysis activity
Source: RefSeq, a predicted model, not a curated record
CUCAGGCCCCCACGUCCAUCCAUCUGUCUGUCGGGAACGUGGACUGAGAGUCGGCAGAGGAGACGGAGCUGAACCCAUCACUCAACUCAGAGCCAGCAAGACAUGAACCCCAUGUCCCCUGCCCUAAGGCAUCGUGUCUAACAGAAGACGCGGAGGGGGCCAGAAUCGGAGACAGCCUUGCUGGCAGCCGGGAGCCCCGCAGGUGCCGUGACCCCGGGCCCUCUGCAGUGCCUGUUGGCCCUGAAUCUGAAGGUCAGAGUGCAGCUUGUCUGUCACCAGGACCCAGCGUGGACUCCGGGGACUGUCCAGCGUCUCUGGCACAGGAGCCGACACCCCUGACCAUGUAGAUGCCAGCUCUGGGACACAGCAUGGGCUUCAAUGAAUGGGGACUUCUGAGUCUGCAACGCUGAGCCUCUCUGGCCCUUGGACUGCACCCUACACCUGGAGGCACCCCCUGGUGCUCCCCACUACUGUCACCAGCCCUCCUGAGCCACCCCCUGUGCCCAGGAACCAGACUCCGUGUCCGGGAGCCACAGGCGUCCAGCGAGGUUGAGCUGAAGGCAGCCCAAGGGCCAUCUCCCAGCACCCUCUUGAUAGGCAGGGGCCUCGGGCUCACCCCAGGCAGGGACUGUGGCAAUCAUGGGUGACAUGACCAACAGCGACUUUUACUCCAAAAACCAAAGAAAUGAGUCGAUCCGUGGGGGCGAGUUCGGGUGCACGAUGGAGGAGCUGCGCUCCCUCAUGGAGCUGCGGGGCACGGAGGCGGUGGUCAAGGUCAAGGAGACCUAUGGGGACACCGAAGCCAUCUGCCGGCGCCUCAAGACCUCACCUGUGGAAGGAUUGCCCGGCACAGCUGCAGACCUAGAAAAGAGAAAGCAGAUUUUUGGACAGAACUUUAUACCUCCAAAGAAGCCAAAAACCUUCCUGCAGCUUGUGUGGGAAGCCCUGCAAGACGUGACCCUGAUCAUCCUGGAAAUCGCAGCCAUCAUCUCCCUGGGGCUCUCCUUCUACCACCCGCCCGGAGAGAGCAACGAAGGCUGCGCGGCGGCCCAGGCCGGGGCAGAGGAUGAGGGGGAGGCGGAGGCAGGCUGGAUAGAGGGUGCGGCCAUCCUUCUCUCCGUCAUCUGCGUGGUCCUUGUCACGGCCUUCAACGACUGGAGCAAGGAGAAGCAGUUCCGGGGCCUGCAGAGCCGCAUCGAGCAGGAGCAGAAGUUCACGGUCAUCCGGGCCAACCAAGUGGUCCAGAUCCCAGUGGCGGAGAUCGUGGUCGGGGACAUCGCCCAGAUCAAAUAUGGCGACCUGCUCCCUGCCGACGGCCUCUUCAUCCAGGGCAAUGACCUCAAGAUUGACGAAAGCUCCCUGACUGGGGAGUCCGACCAGGUGCGCAAGUCUGUGGACAAGGACCCCAUGCUGCUGUCAGGGACCCACGUGAUGGAGGGCUCAGGAAGGAUGGUGGUGACUGCUGUGGGUGUGAACUCUCAGACUGGCAUCAUCUUUACCCUUCUCGGGGCCGGUGGAGAAGAGGAAGAGAAGAAAGACAAGAAAGGUGUGAAGAAGGGGGAUGGCCUUCAGCUACCAGCAGCAGCAGAUGAUGCGGCAGCUUCAAAUGCUGCAGAUAGUGCCAAUGCCGGCCUAGUCAAUGGUAAGAUGCAAGAUGGCACUGUGGAGGCCAGCCAGAGCAAAGCCAAGCAGCAGGACGGGGCGGCCGCCGUGGAGAUGCAGCCCCUGAAGAGCGCCGAGGGCGGCGGCGAUGCUGACGACAGGAAGAAGGCCAGCACGCACAAGAAGGAGAAGUCCGUGCUGCAGGGCAAGCUCACCAAGCUGGCCGUGCAGAUCGGCAAGGCUGGCCUGGUGAUGUCGGCCAUCACGGUCAUCAUCCUGGUGCUGUACUUCACCGUGGACACCUUCGUGGUCAAGAAGAAGCCCUGGCUGCCCGAGUGCACGCCCGUCUACGUGCAGUACUUCGUCAAGUUCUUCAUCAUCGGCGUGACCGUGCUGGUGGUCGCUGUGCCUGAGGGCCUGCCUCUGGCCGUCACCAUCUCCCUGGCCUACUCGGUGAAGAAAAUGAUGAAGGACAAUAACCUGGUACGCCACCUGGACGCCUGCGAGACCAUGGGCAACGCCACGGCCAUCUGCUCGGACAAGACCGGCACGCUGACCACCAACCGCAUGACCGUGGUGCAGGCCUACGUCGGCGACGUCCACUACAAGGAGAUCCCUGACCCAAGCUCCAUCGACACCAAGGCCAUGGACCUGCUGGUCAACGCCAUCGCUAUCAACAGCGCCUACACCUCCAAGAUCCUGCCCCCAGAGAAGGAGGGUGCCCUGCCUUGGCAGGUGGGCAACAAGACGGAGUGCGGCCUGCUGGGCUUCGUGCUGGACCUGAAGCAGGACUACGAGGCCGUGCGCACGCAGAUGCCGGAGGAGAAGCUCUACAAAGUGUACACCUUCAACUCCGUGCGCAAGUCCAUGAGCACCGUCGUCAAGCUGCCCGACGGGAGCUUCCGCAUGUACAGCAAGGGAGCGUCCGAGAUCGUGCUCAAGAAGUGCUGUAAGAUCCUCAAUGGGGCAGGUGAGCCCAGGGGCUUCCGGCCCCGGGACCGGGACGAGAUGGUGAAGAAGGUGAUUGAGCCCAUGGCCUGUGACGGGCUCCGCACCAUCUGCGUGGCCUACCGUGACUUCCCCAGCAGCCCGGAGCCCGACUGGGACAACGAGAAUGACAUCCUCAACGACCUCACCUGCAUUUGCGUGGUGGGCAUCGAGGACCCCGUGCGGCCCGAGGUCCCGGAAGCCAUCCGCAAGUGCCAGCGGGCUGGCAUCACGGUCCGCAUGGUGACCGGUGACAAUAUCAACACGGCCAGGGCGAUCGCCAUCAAGUGUGGCAUCAUCCACCCUGGGGAGGACUUUCUGUGCCUGGAGGGCAAGGAGUUCAACCGGAGGAUCCGGAACGAGAAGGGGGAGAUUGAGCAAGAGCGAAUCGACAAGAUCUGGCCCAAGCUGCGGGUGCUGGCCCGAUCCUCUCCCACCGACAAGCACACGCUGGUCAAAGGCAUCAUCGACAGCACCCACACCGAGCAGCGGCAGGUGGUGGCCGUGACUGGGGACGGGACCAACGACGGGCCUGCCCUCAAGAAAGCAGACGUGGGGUUCGCCAUGGGCAUCGCGGGGACGGACGUGGCCAAGGAGGCCUCGGACAUCAUCCUGACGGACGACAACUUCAGCAGCAUCGUCAAGGCCGUGAUGUGGGGCCGCAACGUCUAUGACAGCAUCUCCAAGUUCCUGCAGUUCCAGCUGACCGUCAACGUGGUGGCCGUGAUCGUGGCCUUCACAGGGGCCUGCAUCACUCAGGACUCACCCCUGAAGGCCGUGCAGAUGCUCUGGGUGAACCUCAUCAUGGACACGUUCGCCUCGCUGGCACUGGCCACGGAGCCGCCCACGGAGACCCUGCUUCUCCGGAAGCCGUACGGCCGAAACAAGCCCCUGAUCUCGCGCACCAUGAUGAAGAACAUCCUGGGUCAUGCCGUCUACCAGCUCACCCUCAUAUUCACGCUGCUCUUUGUGGGCGAGAAGAUGUUCCAGAUCGACAGCGGGAGGAACGCGCCGCUGCACUCGCCGCCCUCGGAGCACUACACCAUCAUCUUCAACACCUUCGUCAUGAUGCAGCUCUUCAACGAGAUCAACGCCCGCAAGAUCCACGGCGAGCGCAACGUCUUCGAAGGCAUCUUCCGCAACCCCAUCUUCUGCACCAUCGUCCUGGGCACCUUCGCCAUCCAGAUCGUGAUCGUGCAGUUCGGGGGCAAGCCGUUCAGCUGCUCACCGCUGCAGCUGGACCAGUGGAUGUGGUGCAUCUUCAUCGGGCUGGGAGAGCUCGUCUGGGGCCAGGUCAUCGCCACCAUCCCGACCAGCAGGCUGAAGUUCCUGAAGGAGGCGGGAAGGCUCACCCGGAAGGAGGAGAUCCCGGAGGAGGAGCUCAAUGAGGACAUGGAGGAGAUUGACCACGCCGAGAGAGAGCUGCGGCGGGGCCAGAUCCUCUGGUUCCGGGGCCUCAACCGCAUCCAGACGCAGAUCCGAGUGGUGAAGGCAUUCCGUAGCUCUCUCUACGAAGGUCUGGAAAAGCCCGAGUCUCGAACCUCCAUCCAUAACUUCAUGGCUCACCCAGAAUUCCGGAUCGAGGAUUCCCAGCCCCACAUCCCCCUCAUCGACGACACCGACCUGGAAGAGGACGCCGCCCUCAAGCAGAGCUCCAGCCCGCCCUCGUCGUUCAACAAGAACAACAGCGCCAUCGACAGCGGGGUCAACCUGACCACCGACACAAGCAAAUCAGCUACCUCUUCAAGUCCAGGGAGCCCCAUCCACAGCCUGGAGACAUCGCUUUAGCUGAGGACCCCGGCGCCCGGGAGCAGCAGCAGCAGCCACAGGAAACCAAACGCCGGAGAGAGACCCCUGUGCACCCGCAGACCCCUCUCCGGCCGGCGGCCGGCGCACGUUGGAGGCGAGGGGCGGGAGGGAGCGAGUGGUCAGUACCAGGCCCUCUGCUCCCGCCCACCCACGGACCAGCCGUGCCCGCCCGGCCGCCGCGUCCCUGCAUGAAUGUACUGUACACUUCCGGCCCUCCCCUUCUUGGGUUUUCGGGGGUUGGGAGGGGGGGGAUUUUUGUUUGUUUGUUUGUUUGUUUGUUCGUUUUCUUAGGCGGGAACUGCAAACGGACUCAUUUCUGAGACUCGUUAUCCAAUCCACUGGUCUGUGAGUUUUUGAAGUGCUUGCGCAGCAUGGUCUCAGUUGUAAAAAUUAAUUUAAUUAACUCUUUUGAAACUGCAGAGCUUAACUCGCCCAGUAGAUUUGCACCAAUGGAACCGAAGAACUUCAUAGAUGUUCACAAGGUUAUAUCCAUUUCUCUGUAUCUAUAUCAACGUGUACGCCUCCCGGGCGGUAUACGUCCAUAUAGAUAGGUAGAUUUAUAUAUAUAUAAAAGUAUAUGUAUAUAUAUAUAUACACACACACAUAUAUACAUGGAUAUAUAUAUAUAUAUAGUUUCUUUGCCGGCAUGUUGCCUUGUUUCCGCUUAAAUUGCUCUAUUUUAACUUAUUUAUGUCCUAAGAGAAGAAUGUAAUUUGUUUACAAACCUGUAGAUAAUGUCUUCAGCUAUUUGUACGGUUUAAGAACACUAGAGGCCGACUGGGGUGCUGUUUCCACAACUCAGCCCCCCAGAUCCGUGCUCCUGGAUCACAUCCUUGAUGUUUUAUGAUAGCCAUGUUCUGAUUUUUGCCUGCUAUUUCCGUUCAAUAACGUCACUACUGCGGGAGGCUCAGGCAGAAGCCAAGUAAGAAGCUACUGACUGAGUGUCUGUGGUGGGGGAGGUUGCACACCACAUGCUCCGUAGACAAAGGGAGAGGAGGAGAGGAGCCUUCGUGGUUUGGCAAGGAGAACCCCCCACACCCCAGCCCUCCCAACCACACCAGCGGUGGGAAGGGGGACGGGACACAGGAAGCAAAGGUUGCCAACUUCUCUCUGUCUGAAACGCGCUUGAGUUUACCACGAGCAUUUCCAACCUCGACUCCCUUGGGCGCCGUCUGUGUGGACACAAGGGUGGUGUUGAGGUUUUAUAAAUGCUGUUGUGUUUGGGGGGUGUUGGUUUUUUGCUUUUUUUUUUUAAGUUGGUCCUUUGGGGGGGGGUAUUUCUCUACAAAUGGCAGCGUAGGAGCUGUUGGCUAUGGAUGAAAGAUCAGGGUAGCUUGCUGCUUUUGACUUUAUCUCUGAAGGAAAGAAGAGCCUUUUCUCUGCACUACUUAGAUCCAAAUGAACUCCAUGACGUGUGCAUUGAGAUGUAGUCAGUGUGGUUUCCAACAAAUUGUCUUCCCGUAGUCACAAUAUCGAGACCGUAGCCCUUGAGCAGCGAGUCUCGCAUUCCCAGACAGAAAGCCAUUCUGAAACCCUGCGGCCUCACAGGGGAGACAAGGUGGUUAUUUUGCUCCCCACCCCCACCCCGACCAUAACGCACUAGUAAUCCCACUCGAUGAGAGCUUCCUUCAUUGUACGUCAGCCCCUUCACUGCUCAGCACUUUGUGGGUCUCGGCUUUUUUCAUAAAAGAACUUUUGUAUUGAAUACAAAGUUUGCUUUGAGACUUUUCGGCAUAUGAUCUUUUUCCAUGAACUUGUACAGCGCAAAAGACAUUUUGAAUACCAUGAUCGAUGAUGUCCCAUGCUUCGAGGGUCAGCAAACACUUGCGAAACUCAUUCCUCCUGCUGACUCUGCCCACAGUGGUCCUGUGUCCAGCCGGCCCUUCCCUUCUCCGGGCCCAGAGAACUCUUCCACGAACCCGACGAAUCCCCUCGGGAACCGAGCCAUAGCCAACGGGGAGGGCCUUGGCCUGGAUGGCUGUGGAGACACAACCGUGAGGGCUUGGGGUCCCAGGCAGCGGCCCCACGGAGCUGGAACACCCUCCUGUCUGGAGAAAGCCUUCCAGGAGCCGCCGCCUUUGUGAGAGCCCAGCGCCUGAAUGUCACGACGAACUCUCUGAAUGUACCCAGCAGAGGACACUACCCCCACGGGGCCAUCAGCCCGCACCUGUGCUGCUUGGAUUCUGCGCCGGCAAGCACCGCCACCAGGCAGCCACCGAGCAACUCAGAGGAAGGACCCCUCAGGCGUGAGUGGCAGGGGCCAGCCUCGGAACAUGGUGGUGGUGUGGGGUUUUUUUGGAGUUUCCUUUCUCAAGUUUUCCCAUGCCCACGUCUUUGUUUCAAUCACACGUCCGUCUGUGACCUCAUUCCAAGACACCAGGAUGGUUCCCCGUGUGCUCCCUGGGCCUGAGCCUCUGCAGGCCAGAAGCGGAGCCCUGCCUGGGGACUAAGGACCAGGGAAGCUACGGAGACUAAGAAUGUGUGGCAUCAGCAUGGGUCCUUUCUUGUCAAGAGUGAUGGGUCCCCGCCCCUACACACAUACACACACACCUGCAGACACAGCCACAGGAAAUGGUUUGUCAAAAUUCACUGUAGCACACCAAGCUUGCACUCUGAGUCCUAUAUCUAGCAGCAUGGGGUACGUUUGGCAGUUCACCCCACUAGGGGGUAAAUAAUUUAUGACCAUUCAUCUGUUUUUAUGAAUUUUUUAUCUAGACAAUAAUUGUAAAUAAAGGACUCGCUGUCUCUGUUCAUUUAA